Messenger RNA from Asterias rubens (European starfish), 1879 nucleotides. Its product is annotated as serine/threonine-protein kinase 16-like. The record is from RefSeq and is a predicted model, not a curated record. The transcript is spliced from 8 exons. Gene Ontology annotation, cellular component: Golgi apparatus; cytoplasm. Bases 244 to 1242 code for a protein of 332 amino acids. Gene Ontology annotation, biological process: protein phosphorylation. NCBI's taxonomy places the organism in Eukaryota, Metazoa, Echinodermata, Asteroidea, Forcipulatida, Asteriidae. Gene Ontology annotation, molecular function: protein serine/threonine kinase activity; ATP binding.
UCGAUCUGCAAUAAUCCACAUUCACGACGAAAAACUACCUCGUUUUUACCAUCAAAGAUUUAAUAUAUGUAAUGGUUAAUGGAUUCUCUCCAACAGUACGCAGGUUUUGAUGAACAUUUCUGCCAAGCAUCAUCCAACUUUACGUGGAAGCAUCAUCUAAUAAACAUGAACAGGAAAUGACUGAAUUAUUCUGAUAAAAAAACUAAUAACCUUAAACAGACUGCAAUAGUUUUAAAAAGUCCCAUGAGCUUCGGAAGGGUUCUGUGGAACCAGAUUGUUUAUCCGGUCGCUAGGGUCGGAGUUGCCGUCACGUGUGACGUCUUAGCGAUUAUGGGUUGUAACUGCACGAGGGAGCGGUUGGAUUUUGAAGGACGACGGUUCUAUGUGCUAAGGAGACUUGGGGAAGGGGGUUUUAGUGUGGUGGAUCUCCUCGAAGACAAUGACACCGGGAAGAAAUUUGCUCUGAAACGAAUCCAGUGUCACUCAAGAGAGGAUGAGCGUCUCGCCAAAGAGGAAGCCGAAUACCAUCCAAAAGUCAACCAUCCCAAUCUGAUACCAUUAGAGGCAUGGAAGGUUACCAGGGGUACUGGGGGUGUGACGGAAGUUUUAAUCGUCUUACCAUUUUUCAGAAGAGGCACAUUGCAAGAUGAACUCGACAGACUAGCUACAAAAGGAGAAUUCAUAUCGGAACACAGACUACUCAGAUUGUUCAGAGGAAUGUGUGAUGGAGUCAGAGCACUACACCAGGCAUCCCCGGUACCUCUUGCUCACAGAGAUAUUAAACCAGGAAACGUUCUUUUGUCGGACAAUGGCACGCCAGUCAUCAUGGACUUUGGUUCAAUGGCACCUGCACGGUUAGAGGUCAAAGGUCGAUCGCAAGCUCUCGCUGUACAAGACCUUGCAGCAGAGAAGUGUAGUAUGCUGUUCCGAGCCCCAGAACUCUUCCACGUUGAAAGUCAUACAAUAAUUGAUGAAAAAGUAGACGUUUGGUCAUUGGGGUGUCUUCUCUACGCGAUGGCAUUCCUACAAUCACCCUUUGAGCCAGUCUACCAGAGAGGUGAUAGCCUUCACUUGGCCGUCCUUGGACGUAACUUCAAAUUUCCAGACACUACAAGGUACUCGUCUAGUUUGAAAGAACUUGUGUCUUCCAUUAUCGUGGUGGAGGUUAUAGAGAGACCCUCAGUGGCAUGGAUUGUAGAACAGGUUGAUAUAAUGCUACAAGAGAUGGAGCACAAGGUGUAGGGGGGUCAUGGGUUAAAGGUCAAACUAAUGCAUCUAAUGGUGUUACACUAUGGUAGCACUCUGGUAUUUCAUAGGAUUGCAGGUGAUGCUCCACCAGGGUGGAUUUCAAAAAGAGUUAAAACUAGUCUUAUCUCGAGUUGGGAUGAGUUACUGGUCCGAACUUAAGACUAUCCUUGAGUUUUUAUUAACUCCUGAACAGUCCUAGGACUAGUCCUAAAUUGUUGACUAUCUUUGUGAAAUCGACCCCUGGGGUGGGGUUUAGAGUUACAAUAGUGGGAAACUACACUUUAAACUUCUCUCAAGUUGCCAUUGUAGGUACAAUGCAUGCAGAGUGGACAAGUCACUGGGGUUUUAGUCAGUUAAUGUUCGAGCUUUUUAAACAUGCACCCUGAAGAAAGUGUCAAUUGCCAAUCCAGUGAGAUGGUUAUCGCAAACAGAAUAUACCAAGUUGAUUGGCACAAUCCUGGUGAGCGAGGGCACACAACAAUAUUCUGAGCUCAAUCUGCAAUGUUUUUAGGUGGAGUGCAUACAGUUGAUAUUUAUACAAACAAGGACUUGACAAAGUCAGCCUUGAGUUAAGUCUACAUUUGGGGUUCAACCUGCCACCUAUUGCCCACAAAAGUCACCAAUAAGAGUU